This is a messenger RNA of Phaedon cochleariae (mustard beetle), 918 nucleotides long. NCBI's taxonomy places the organism in Eukaryota, Metazoa, Arthropoda, Insecta, Coleoptera, Chrysomelidae. The record is from the annotation of a GenBank genome assembly.
UCAAAUUAAUUUCUCUAAUAUUUUAUAGCAAUAAUGGGUGACAUGGGGCCAGGAGAAUAUUUUAUUUGUGGUGGUUUUGGUGGAAUAUGUACAGUAUUGGUUGGACAUCCCUUGGAUACAAUAAAAGUCAGGUUGCAAACUAUGCCGGUAGUCAAAGCUGGUGAAACACCUUUGUACACAGGAACCAUAGACUGCUUCAAAAAGACUGUGCGAAAUGAGGGUUUCAGGGGACUGUACAAGGGUAUGGGAGCUCCCUUGGUAGGGGUGGCCCCCAUAUUCGCCAUUUCCUUCAUGGGCUUUGGCGUAGGAAAACAAAUUUUCGGCCCUGCCAAUGGAAAAUUGACCCACCUGGAAUACUUCGCGGCCGGGGCAUUUUCCGGCAUUUUCACCACUCUCAUAAUGGCGCCCGGGGAAAGGAUCAAGUGCCUGUUGCAGAUCCAGCAAGGAGCUAAUAUGCCCAAAGUCUAUGAUGGGCCAGUAGAUUGUGUAAAGAAACUGUACAAGCAGGGUGGCAUAGCAAGCAUAUACAGAGGAGCUGGAGCAACUUUGCUUAGAGAUGUUCCAGCUAGUGGAAUGUAUUUUUUAACAUAUGAAGUGAUAAAAGACGUCAUAACGAAAGGCGGUGCUGAAUCGCCCAGUAUUUUAGGAACCAUCCUUGCCGGUGGAUCAGCAGGUAUAGCCAACUGGGCGAUUGGUAUGCCUCCCGAUGUAUUGAAAAGUCGACUCCAAACAGCUCCCGAAGGCACUUAUAAGAACGGUAUACGCGACGUUUUCCGAGACUUGAUGAGAAACGAAGGUCCACUCGCCCUCUACAAGGGCAUCACGCCUGUCUUACUUCGGGCUUUCCCUGCGAAUGCAGCCUGUUUCGUGGGAUUCGAGCUGUGCAAACAAUUCUUAGAUUUUUUGUUUGCGAAAUAG